Molecule: messenger RNA, 2629 nt
Organism: Alosa sapidissima (American shad)
Lineage: Eukaryota; Metazoa; Chordata; Actinopteri; Clupeiformes; Clupeidae
Gene: lhx1b
Product: LIM homeobox 1b
Exons: 5
Coding region: 510-1727 (405 amino acids)
Biological process (GO): regulation of transcription by RNA polymerase II; neuron differentiation
Cellular component (GO): nucleus
Molecular function (GO): DNA-binding transcription factor activity, RNA polymerase II-specific; RNA polymerase II transcription regulatory region sequence-specific DNA binding
Source: RefSeq, a predicted model, not a curated record
ACACGAGGAGAGAGACAGAGGCCCACGGCGCCGCUAAUGAGCUCUUGGGAAUCACAGCCCUGAUUUUGGAUGAUAAGCGCAUUUCAAGUUGUUGUUUUUGUAUACUACCAUUACCUGGAAUUAUGCCCUGAUGAUUUCCCUUGUCGGUGACAAUGACGGUACCUGAAUAUCCUUGCAACUGAAAUAAUUUUGUACAUCACAUGCCUAUGCUCCGCACUGGAUAUCUGGGGACCUCGUGUUUUUAAAUUCUGUGUCGGUUUUCCAUAAACUGGAACUUCAGUGAGUUCGUGCGAUUGACAUCUUGCCAUAUGUCUUUAAACGAACUGUCCGUAUUUCGAUCGGAGUGGAUUUAAACAAGGUGGAUAUAUAGACUGAAUGAACCUCAUUGCCUUGACUGUGGACGGAGACUUGCGGAGCGCCUCAUAUUAAUUGUGUAAGGUGACGCAAGAACUUCACCGGGCAGAGUACCAUCAUUUAAGACUUCUCAGGCGAACUGUAGGCUGUGCAACAUGGUGCAUUGUGCGGGGUGCGAGAGGCCUAUCCUGGACCGAUUUUUACUCAACGUUCUGGACAGAGCUUGGCACGCCAAAUGCGUACAGUGUUGUGAAUGUAAAUGCAAUUUAACUGAGAAAUGCUUCUCUAGAGAAGGGAGACUCUACUGCAAGAAUGAUUUCUUUAGGAGAUAUGGAACCAAAUGCGGAGGUUGUGCACAAGGAAUCUUGCCCAACGAUUUGGUUCGCAAAGCAAGGAACAAAGUUUUUCACUUGAACUGUUUCACCUGCAUAAUUUGCAACAAGCAGCUUUCAACUGGCGAAGAAUUGUAUAUCUUAGAUGAUUAUAAAUUCAUGUGUAAAGAGGACUAUUUGAGUAGUAGCAUCGGCAAAGACACCACCCUUCUCUCAGUUACGACAUGUAGUGACCCAAGUCUAUCCCCAGACUCCCAGGAUCCACAGGACGACGGAAAAGACUCUGAAGUUGGACAUUUAUCAGACAAGGAACCCUGCAACAAUGAGAACGAAGAACAGAACAUGGGGACAAAACGACGAGGGCCACGGACCACCAUCAAAGCAAAACAGCUCGAGACCCUGAAAGCUGCUUUUGCGGCCACACCAAAGCCCACCAGACACAUUCGUGAGCAACUCGCGCAGGAAACUGGACUCAAUAUGAGAGUGAUUCAGGUUUGGUUCCAGAAUAGGAGAUCAAAAGAACGACGAAUGAAGCAGCUAAGUGCUUUGAGUACCAGGAGGCAUCUUUUUUUCCGCAGUCCAAGAAGGAUGCGGACGUUGAUGGACCGGCUAGAGCCUGGUGAACUCAUGCCGAACGCGCAUUUCUCCUACGGAGAUUAUCAAGGUGAGUACUACGGCCCAGGGGCUAACUACGACUACUUCCCUCAGGGCCCCCCCUCAUCACAAGCGCAGACCCCGGGGGACCUGGGCUACGCUCCCUCCUCGGGGCCCGCAGGCACCCCUCUGGGGAGCCUCGGGGAGCACCACCACCCGGGGCACCACCCGGCGGGCGACGUGCCGUGCUAUACGGACAUCAUCACGCAGCAGCACGCCAGGGACUCGCCCAGCCCGGAGCCCAGCGGGCCGGCGUCCAUGCAGAGCAUCUCCAGCGAGAUGUGUGGCCCCGGCACACCCUUCACGUCGCUGUCCCUCAACGGCAGCGGCUAUAGCAACCAGCUCUCGCACACGUCCUCAGAGAUGAGUGAAGGCACGGUCUGGUAGCUGGGGCUGCACACAGAGAGGAAGAGGAAGGAUAAGCAUAUAUACUCUUUUGAUCCCGUGAGGGAAGGAGAGAAGAGGAAGAGGAAGAGGAAGAGGAAGAAAAGGCUAUGGUACUCCACACUGGCUCAGAACACUUAGGGCCUGGACUAUUUUUAUUGUUCUGUUAUUUAAAUAUUAAAAUUUAUUUAUGUGAGUAUUUAUUAUUUAUUUCAUUGAUUAAUUAUUUGUAUUUAUUCAUUAGAGCAAAUAUUACAAGUUGGCCAUUUUAUCCACCAUCUUGAUUGUUGUAUUUAUAUGAUGUGCUUCUGUAAUAAAGACUUAAUUGUUGCAACUUGCAACAAUGGAACUAUACUGUAGUCCUUUGCUGGUUAAUGGUCUAUGGAUUUGCAUUUAACAAAGACAUGUGAUGGGGACUGUUGCAGACAUUUAAGGUUGGAUGUAAUACUGGUUAGGCAGGUUAGGUGUCUAGUAUUAUCAUGACAUUAAUUCUCAUUAGACUCUGCUGCCUGUAAAAAUAUACUGACACCUGAAACCAUCACACAACAGAUUUUCAUUAGGACUGAUCAUACAUGUCUGUAAAUCUUUUUUUUUUUUAUUCCACCAAAUCUCAGAAGUUUGGCCUUCACACGGACGUCUUCACAUGGAGAACUGUUAACCCUUUAUUUAUGAACAAACAACUUGAAUUGUAAAAUGAAGUCUACCUUCUAAAAUGUCUCAGCUAUGCUGUGUAGUUGACAUGAACUGUUGUUUACGAGCAUUCUCUUCAGGGGUUGGAAAUCUUAGCAUUGCUAAUGGCCUCUUGGCACUGGAGAAUGUGUUUCAAGCACCAACCAAACUUUUGUAUGUGUUCUAGGCCUACUUGUUAUUUUUGUUUGUAUGAUUUCACUGUGCUAGUUUGUGAA